Molecule: messenger RNA, 1386 nt
Organism: Dovyalis caffra
Lineage: Eukaryota; Viridiplantae; Streptophyta; Magnoliopsida; Malpighiales; Salicaceae
Source: the annotation of a GenBank genome assembly
AUGGCUGUUUUCGCUCCUGUGCUCUCUCAGGACUUCACAAAUCAAGCCGCAAAGAAGCUGGUAAUUCCCGCCCAGAAAAUUGAAACAGUACGUACUGACUAUCUUGGUCUUGCAUUUCAGGUGAACCUAGUUGGAGGAUACUAUGAUGCAGGUGAUAAUGUCAAGUUUGGCCUUCCAAUGGCCUUCACUACUACAUUGUUGGCAUGGAGUGUCAUUGAAUUCGGUAGCUCGAUGCCAAAUCAGAUUGAGAAUGCCAAAGCUGCCAUUCGGUGGAGCACUGACUACCUUCUAAAAGCAGCCACUGCCACCCCUGGCACACUAUAUGUUCAAGUUGGAGACCCGAACAUGGAUCACAAGUGCUGGGAGAGGCCAGAAGACAUGGACACACCACGCAAUGUGUACAAAGUUACCGCGCAGAACCCGGGAUCGGAUGUGGCUGCCGAGACAGCUGCUGCAUUGGCUGCAGCUUCAAUUGUUUUCAAGGAGUCUGACCCUUCUUAUUCGGCCAGAUUGCUUCAUACGGGGAUGGAAGUAUUCAAUUUUGCAGACAGGUAUAGAGGUUCUUACAGCGACUCUCUCAAUUCAGCAGUCUGCCCAUUUUACUGUUCCUACUCAGGAUACCAAGAUGAGCUUCUUUGGGGUGCGUCAUGGAUUCACAGAGCCUCACAAAAUGGCUCGUAUUUGGCUUACAUCCAGUCAAAUGGUCACACAAUGGGUUCCGAUGAUGAUGACUACUCCUUUAGCUGGGAUGACAAGCGACCUGGGACUAAGAUUCUUCUUUCCAAGGAAUUCUUGGAGAAAACUACUGAAGCAUUUCAGCUGUAUAAAUCGCAUUCAGACAACUAUAUAUGCUCUCUAAUUCCAGGAACUUCUGGUUUCCAGGCCCAAUACACUCCUGGGGGGCUUUUUUAUAAAGCAAGUGAAAGCAAUUUGCAAUAUGUGACCACAACAACUUUCCUUCUCUUGACAUAUGCCAAGUAUCUUGGCUCAAAUGGAGGAGUUGCCACAUGCGGUGGUUCAACAGUGACAGCAGAGUCGCUCAUUGCACAGGCGAAGAAGCAGGUGGACUAUAUCUUAGGUGAUAAUCCAGCGAAGAUGUCUUACAUGGUUGGAUUCGGUAACAGGUAUCCGCAACAUGUGCAUCACAGGGGUUCCUCAGUGCCAUCUAUACAUGCACACCCAAAUCGCAUUUCCUGCAACGACGGGUUUCAGUACCUCUACUCCAGCUCUCCCAAUCCGAAUGUCCUUGACGGUGCCAUAUUAGGCGGUCCUGAUAACAGAGACAAUUUCGCUGAUGAUCGAAAUAACUAUCAGCAAUCCGAACCAGCUACAUAUAUCAAUGCACCAUUUGUCGGUGCUCUUGCUUUCUUCUCUGCCAAAAAUUAA